AUGAUGUCAUCGUGGUCGUCGUCUUCUUCGUCUCCGGCGAGCGCCGUGGAGACGGAGGGCGCAGGCAUUAGUGACAGGGGGGCCAAGAAGUACAAGGGCGUGCGGCGGCGCAAGUGGGGCAAGUGGGUGUCGGAGAUCCGGCUGCCCAACAGCCGCGACCGCAUCUGGCUAGGCUCCUACGACUCGCCGGAGAAGGCCGCGCGCGCCUUCGACGCCGCCUUCGUCACCCUCCGCGGCCACGGUGCCGCCGGCGCGGACCUCAACUUCCCGAACUCGCCGCCGUCGUGCAACGCCCGCAGCAGCGACCCGCAGCAGGUGCAGGCCGCCGCGCUCUCCCACGCCAAUCGUGCCCCCGUCACGGCGCAGCAGGCGGCCGCGGCGCUCAUGGACGCGGACUCCCCGCCCUCGCUGUCGCCGGAGUUCGCCACACACGAGGUGGUGGCGCCGGCCGUGCGAGACGACGGCAGCAUCGACUGGCGCCCGGUCAUGGCGCACCCGCCGCCGCUCUACUCGCCGCCCGGGUGGGGCACCAAUGCCUACGACUUCUUGCAGGCUCCGCCGCCGGCGCCGGCGUGCGACGAGGACAUGGACGUAGAGGAGGGCAGCCACGGUGCAAGCGCUUCUCUUUGGAGCUUCGACACGCGAGACUCCUCCUACUUCCGAUACUAAUUAACAUGCAUUAGAUAUGAUUAAUGCAUGCAUUGUGCAUGGCAUAGGUGAUUUCAUGCCGCUAAAUACAACUUAAUUAACUAGAAUAUACGGCCAUUAAUUUCGUUUCUACAGGUGCAAAAAUCGUUUUUUUCAAAGAAUCAACGAUAAUUUGCUAUGGCCUUGUGCAAGCUAAAUGGUAAUUUAUCCAAAGCACUAGGAUAAA
Molecule: messenger RNA, 874 nt
Organism: Oryza brachyantha (malo sina)
Lineage: Eukaryota; Viridiplantae; Streptophyta; Magnoliopsida; Poales; Poaceae
Product: ethylene-responsive transcription factor ERF015-like
Exons: 1
Coding region: 1-669 (222 amino acids)
Biological process (GO): regulation of DNA-templated transcription
Molecular function (GO): DNA binding; DNA-binding transcription factor activity
Source: RefSeq, a predicted model, not a curated record